Drosophila eugracilis is the source of this 758-nucleotide messenger RNA. Its product is annotated as protein Mabiki. The transcript has a single exon. NCBI's taxonomy places the organism in Eukaryota, Metazoa, Arthropoda, Insecta, Diptera, Drosophilidae. The coding region runs from base 33 to 656 and encodes 207 amino acids. The record is from RefSeq and is a predicted model, not a curated record.
ACCUCGAAAAGAACACACGUCAUAUCAUUACCAUGGAGAACCAUCAGAUAUAUCGCCACAAAAAGUUCGAUGUGGGUCGAAAGGUUGAGCAAGUCGAUGAGUUGCUCCUCAAAGAAGAACUUAUUUCCCGGAGCGGCACACCCUGCACCAGCCAAAGUCCAUUCGAUGAGGCUGAUCAGUCCAUCAGUCUCGAGUUCAGCGACCACGAAACCGACUUUCCUCCACUACCAAAGCGCCGUCGUCUGGGCUCCUCAUCCUCGAGCGUUUCUUACCACUCACCCAGUCCAAUCAUGACCGAAGCCAUCCAAGAUAUCUUCAAGUACCACGUCAAUAUGGUGCGAAAGUUUCCUAAGAAGGAGCGGUCGCCUAAGGAUCAGGAGCGCCGGAACAAGAACACCAUUGCCUGCAGGAUGAGCCGGCGGAAGAAGAAGAUCGAUGACCUUCAGAUCGAACAGCACUACAAAGAGUGCUCCAUCGAACACCUCAAGAUCGCCGAGCAGAGCCUGCGUGCCAGAGUCUACCUUAAUCACCUCAAGCAGCUGGUCAAGCAGGAUGACCACCCGCAGCCCACUCCAAGAAGAAUCCAUGAGGAGCAUAGAAAGAGAAAUUUUAGCAUCGACUACCUGAUUGGUGGCCUUAAGCAGGAGAACGCCUAGUCUUCUAGCCCUCGAAUGGGCUUUGUACUAUAUAAUUAAGUAUUAUUUUAAUGCUAAGUUGUUAAGUUUCUUUAAGAAAGUUCAAGUCUGGGAAAUGCAAAA